Messenger RNA from Adineta ricciae, 1368 nucleotides. The record is from the annotation of a GenBank genome assembly. Lineage: Eukaryota; Metazoa; Rotifera; Eurotatoria; Adinetida; Adinetidae.
AUGAUCUCAAAAGAAAAUGCUUUUACCAUGGGAGGGAAUUAUCCAUCAAUUGAUCGUCCCUUUAAUACAUCUCUAGCAUUAGGUAAUUUACUCGAUGAUACUUUACCGAAUUCGACAGAUUAUGAACAUCAUCAACAACGAUCAAUGCUAAUGAUGAAUGGAACAAAUAAUUUACCGCAAUGGUCCAUGCCACACAUGAAUUUUACACCAACUCCUCUUGUCAAUAUGUGUUCGGAUGAAAAAUUACUUCAAUUUUUAAUGAGUAAAGAUUUUACCGCACGAUAUGCUGCUGAUGAUGAUCAGUACGAAGAAGAUCGAUAUUUACAAGAAAGACAUCAGAAUCUCCCACCUCCAACAUCAUUAAUCGAACAAAUGCAAUGUAUUACAAUUGAUAACGAUGAUAAUCGAUUGAAAAUAGCGGCGGCAAAUGAACGUCGUCAAGCUACCCGUCAUUUUGGAAAAGUCAGUCAGAAUAUGUGUUGGUGUGCGCCGUUACCUGUUAAACCACGUGCUUACUCAAUUAAUCCUCCUUCACUUUCGAAUAAAAUAUUUCUCGGUGGCAUUCCGCAUGAUCUUAAUGAACGUGAGUUAGCUACUCGUCUUAGUCAAUUCGGCUCUGUUCGUAUCGAAUGGCCAGCUGAAAAUAAUCGUACUCGUCGUCGAACUAAUCACGGCAAAUCCGGUUAUGCUUAUGCAAUAUUUGAUAAAGAAUCGUCUGUACAUGAAUUACUUUUAGCUUGUUGUCAACAACCACAACGUAAUUCGGAUGGUCGUUGUGAAUAUUAUCUUAAUCUUAAUAGUCAACGAUCAGCUUCGAAACGUAAAAGUAUCCAACUCAUUCCAUGGUUUACGGAAGAUGCACAAUGGAUGUCAUCGAAUCGACAUGAUGCAGCUAUGUGUGACCUACUCAAAGACGAUCCAUAUAAGACGACUGUCUUUGUUGGAGCUUUGCAUGGUAUGAUGACCGCAUAUGCACUUGCUCGAAUUUUUUCGAAACUAUUUGGUGAAGUUGAUUUUGCGGCUAUUGACACUGAUCGAAAUAAAUAUCCGAUAGGCUCGGGCCGGGUGAUCUUUACGAGUAUCCAUAGCUAUUUUAGUGCUAUGACGGCAAACUAUGUGUUUAUUGAUUGUGAGCGAUUCUCUAAAGUAAUUCAACUUGAUCCCUAUUUGGUUGAUGCUCAAACUUGCAGCGGAGCGAACGGUCAAUCAUGUACUCAAUUAGGCAAAUAUUUCUGUCGUUCACUCGCCUGUUGGAAGUAUUUCUGUGACAAAUGUUGGACGAAAGCACACACGGGUAUAAACAGUCAACAACCGUUAACUGAGGCACUCGCGCAUAAACCUCUCAUGCGUAAUGCUAGUGUCUCCUGA